CGCACAUACCCUUUCACAAAACCACACAACAAUACCAAAGAUCUCAGAAAAUUCAGUAUCAGAUUCAAAAAUGGUGAAGCGAAGAAACCCUAGAGCGGAAGAAGAGGAGGAAGAGACAGAGAAUCAGCCUCUUAUUACAGCAAAAGUAGUCGAAUACUUGGAACCCGUAAUGUCCCGAGAUCUUCUCUGCAAAUUCCCCGACAACUCAGCUCUGGGCUUCGACUACUCUCAGAGCUCACUCUGGUCUCCCCUCUUGCCUCGGAACUACGGUCGUGAUCUCGAUCUACACUCCGAUUCGCGUCGCGAUCUCUCGCUCGAGCUCGGGGAAGAGAAGAAGACAGAGAUGAAGUUGACGAAGAACAGGUUCCUGGGUUUCGAUGUUUCUGCGAUCAAGAUGAAGAGGAAGAAGACGAGGAAAUCGAAGGUGGACUCUGGGUUCUCUGCAGAUUCCCGGAAAUUCGGCUGCUUUGUGAUUAGUACAAAGGGAUGGAAUGGAAUGCUGAAUGCAGCUUCGAGGCAUUUCAAGAAGACGACGAUGGCGAAGAAGAAGAAGAAGAGGGAAUCAAUCGGUGAUGUGAAGCUUCUGAAUUACUUCAAAUGCUGAGAAAUUAUGACGAAUUCUAUGCGAUUUCUUCUUGAUUGUUUGCUUUUUUUUUUGUCGGAUUAAAGGCAGAGUAAUUAGUUAUUAUCAAUACAUAUUUUAUGGUUCGGUUUAAUUUUUAGUUUAUGUCACCGUAUGUUUUUCCGUUGUUGAUAAAAAUGCUACUAAACGGCUAUUUGUA
Molecule: messenger RNA, 782 nt
Organism: Tarenaya hassleriana
Lineage: Eukaryota; Viridiplantae; Streptophyta; Magnoliopsida; Brassicales; Cleomaceae
Exons: 2
Coding region: 71-604 (177 amino acids)
Source: RefSeq, a predicted model, not a curated record